This is a messenger RNA of Stereum hirsutum FP-91666 SS1, 384 nucleotides long. RefSeq lists its product as uncharacterized. The record is from RefSeq and is a predicted model, not a curated record. The coding region runs from base 1 to 384 and encodes 127 amino acids. The transcript is spliced from 3 exons. NCBI's taxonomy places the organism in Eukaryota, Fungi, Basidiomycota, Agaricomycetes, Russulales, Stereaceae.
AUGUUCGCACUCAAACCUAUCUACCUCUGUGCAGCGCUCCUCUUCUUCACCAUCGCCUCCGCAUCGUCCCAUACUGAGCUCGACAGCAGGUCAGGCUGCACGGACUCUGACAAACUCGCCAAGGGACAGCUCUUGACACAAGAGAAGGCAUUGGAGGACGACGUCUUCGUUCAGGCGAUCAACUGCAAGGUAGACGGGCUCAAUAAUGAUUUCGUGAAGAAAGGGUGUGACCCCACGCGCUCAAAGUUUCGCACGUCGUCGCAUAAUUGCAAGAUUAAUUUCUCCGGUGACGCCUACUACUGCGAGAGCGGUGGGACUCGGGUCUGCCUCAGCAAAGCCCAGAUGGCGAGUGCUGGCAUGGAGAACGGAUGGUGCUUCCGCUGA